Messenger RNA from Cutaneotrichosporon cavernicola, 216 nucleotides. RefSeq lists its product as uncharacterized. Bases 1 to 216 code for a protein of 71 amino acids. The transcript has a single exon. NCBI's taxonomy places the organism in Eukaryota, Fungi, Basidiomycota, Tremellomycetes, Trichosporonales, Trichosporonaceae. The record is from RefSeq and is a predicted model, not a curated record.
AUGUCAAGUCAAGCUUCAUCGCUGACGUUCGAUCCAGACGACCCAUAUGAUGCCAUAUCCUACCGCAAGUUUCAGGACGAGGCUGAGGAGUUUAUGCGCUUCAUCGAGUUGAUCACGCCCGACGACCUUGGGCGCCGCAUAGACGACGACGAGAACCUCGAGGUCAUCCGCUCGCCGGAGCCGUACGAGAAGCUGGGCGAGAAGACUGAGGCCUAG